Molecule: messenger RNA, 450 nt
Organism: Prorocentrum cordatum
Lineage: Eukaryota; Dinophyceae; Prorocentrales; Prorocentraceae
Source: the annotation of a GenBank genome assembly
AUGCCGUUCACGAGGGUCGUCGCCGUGGUUCCGCUGCUAAUCUUCCUGGGUCAGGGAGCGACCUCCGACGAGCCCACAGGCCACCAGGCGUGCGAGGCCACGGGCGAGAGCGAACACGCCGCGCUCGUGCAGCUGAAGAAGCCCGAGGCUGGAGGGGCGGCGGCUACGCAGACGGCGGCUCACACCGCGCCGACGUCGCUGCUCGCCAGGUUCGAUGUGUGCCCAGGGAGAGGAUGCGCCCAAGCAUGUGAGGAGUCAGACUACACGGGUUCCAGGGGGGAAUAUUUUGGACGUUUCCAGUGCCGGAACGACGAGUGCCUGUGCUUGGUGUCAGUGAGUUUUGAACCGUUCGGCCAAUUUGACAAGCAGGGUCGGCGGGUGGCUCUCUCCUAUUCCGAAGUGCACGUGCUCGUGACCAGCCUUCGGACCGAGGGCGGGCCUCCAAAGUGA